AAGGUCACCUUAGCAAACAGAAGGCUGGGAGCAGUCGCACGGAACGGAAGAAAGAACGGCUGGUAAACCGUCCAAAUAAAUUUGGUGUUUGCUUCAUUCUCUUUCUUUGCUUUGUAUCUUUCUUAAAGCAAUCAUGAGAAUAAUGGCAACGUUGAGAAAUAAACUGUUAAACACAGUUAUGGACCCUGUUCCUACGAGUACGCACAAAGUCACCGUGGUCGGUGUAGGUAACGUCGGUAUGGCUUGUACCAUCAGUCUUUUGGCAAAAAAUAUUUCGAGCGAUUUGGCGCUGGUCGAUAUGGUGGAAGACAAACUGAAGGGAGAGAUGUUGGAUCUACAGCACGGUAGUGCGUUCUUGAGGAACGCGAAAAUCAACGCGAGCACGGAUUAUUCCAUAACGGCGAAUUCGAGCGUGUGCAUAGUGACCGCCGGCGCUCGUCAAAAGGAAGGCGAGACGAGGCUCGAUCUUGUUCAAAGAAAUACGGAUAUCUUCAAAAAGAUUAUUCCCGAGUUGGUGAAAUACAGCCCGAACACGAUCCUUCUCAUCGUCUCGAAUCCGGUCGACAUUCUCACCUACGUUGCGUGGAAACUUUCCGGUCUUCCAAAAAAUCAAGUGAUCGGAAGUGGCACCAAUCUGGACUCGGCCCGAUUCCGCUUCCUCUUGUCGGAGAAAUUGAAAGUCGCCCCUACAUCGUGCCACGGUUGGAUGAUCGGGGAGCACGGAGACACGUGUGUGCCGGUAUGGUCGGGAGUGAACAUCGCUGGAGUGAGAUUGCGCGAUCUGGACGAAACUGUUGGCACGGAAGAUGACAAGGAAAAUUGGAACGAGAUAUAUAAAAAGGUCAUUGGAUCCGCUUACGAAGUUAUCAAGCUAAAGGGUUACACAUCGUGGGCCAUUGGCCUGAGCGCUGCCCAAAUCGUCUCCUCCAUAUUGCGAAACUCGCAACAAGUUCACGCCGUAGCCACUCUGGUUACCGGUAUACAUGGAAUCAAAGAUGACGUGUUCCUGUCUUUGCCCUGUUCGUUGGGUGAAAACGGUGUCAACACCAUUAUCCAACAAAGCUUAACGGAGGAGGAGACGUACCUUUUGCAAAAAUCGGCUCAGACGAUAUACGAAGUCCAAAAAGAUUUGAAAUUAUAAGUAAUUCGCGUCUCGUGUAUUUUAUGCGUGAAUAACAUGUUCUCACUAAAUGGAAUCCGUUCAUCGUUCGUUGAUUCAAUUUUGCGCGUGUUUAUACGUACGAACUAUUGUUUUUUAAAAACACCUUUUGUCUCUACAUUACAUUCACUACUUGUUUUAACUUAUUUGCAAGUUAACGAGUAGAUUUUUUUUAAAAUUUAUUUAUAAACUGCGUGAUCGAUAUUUAAAAAUGUUGUAUUAAAAAGAAUAUUUAAAUUUUAUAAUAAUAAUAAUAUUAAAUAUUUUCUAUAAUACACACAUACAAACACACACAUACACACACCACACAAAUACACGUACACAUUAUAUAUAUAUAUAGAACAAAAAAUUCAUUUUGAGUGUUAUAUUGUUAUUGCAAUAAUAAGCAUGAUUUUUUAUAUAUAUAAAAAAAUGUGUAAGUUCCUUGAUCAUAAAGUAUUACCAUAUAUCGCUGAAUAUUCUACAUUAUUUUACAUUACUCGUGAAAAAAUUCUAUCGAAUCUACUUAAUUUAAUUCUAUACAUGAUUAUAUUUUAUAUAUAUUAUAUAUGUUAUAUGACGUAAUAGUUACACUAUGUAUGUAGUAUAUAUGAUUUGACGUUAGAUAAGGUAUAUUUAAUCGAUAUAAAUCGAAAUACAAGCAUGUACGUAAACGAUUAUCAAUCACGAUACAUAUAGAAGAAGAAUUUGUAAGAAAAAUUUAAAUUCAUUCGUAACAUCAACGUUCGUCGCAAUUUGUCGAGAAUAUCGAGCGAAUUUCGUCAACUACCUCGCAAAAUACCACAAACUGUCUUGUGUAUUUAUAUCAAUGUUUCAAUAAAUUAAUAAUACUAUUCAAAA
Molecule: messenger RNA, 1999 nt
Organism: Apis cerana (Asiatic honeybee)
Lineage: Eukaryota; Metazoa; Arthropoda; Insecta; Hymenoptera; Apidae
Product: L-lactate dehydrogenase
Biological process (GO): pyruvate metabolic process; lactate metabolic process
Cellular component (GO): cytoplasm
Molecular function (GO): L-lactate dehydrogenase (NAD+) activity
Source: RefSeq, a predicted model, not a curated record